Heterotrigona itama is the source of this 476-nucleotide messenger RNA. Lineage: Eukaryota; Metazoa; Arthropoda; Insecta; Hymenoptera; Apidae. The record is from the annotation of a GenBank genome assembly.
AUGAAGACAGAUAUUACUGAUCCAUGGUGUGGAACAGAUGUUCCAGAAUCCAGUAAUGAUAAGUGUAAAAAUUGUUUUGAAGAUUCUUUCGUAGGAAAUCAAACGCAACACGUCAAAUUAGCUGAUUCAGAAGAAUACCUAGAAAAACUUUGUACAUCAAAGAAAGAUCUUGUAACAUCUUUAUUUGAAGCAAAGGAAGAUUCUAUUGCACGUUUAAUAACAUCUGGAUGUAAGCUUGAAACAGAAGAAGAAACUGAACUUGCUUCAAAUCCAUUAAUAAGACAUAUAGCACCUCACUUACAGGUAAUUAUGAAAAUAUAAACAAUUUAUAUUUAUUAUUAAUCGUAUUAUGUAUAUGAAAUUUAUAAUAUUUAUUUUAGGCCUUAACAGCUAACGAAUUAGUUCAUCUUUUGAAAGCAGACGUUCUACAAAUUGUUAACGAAUCUGUGCAAGAAGAAGAGAUUGACAAACACUAA